AACAACAACAAACAAACAUGGCCGCUAUGGUUAAUAUGACCAGCCUAUUAAAUGGCAAAGAUUCACGUUGGCUCCAGCUAGAAGUAUGUCGUGAAUUUCAAAGGAAUAAAUGUUCCCGCCAAGAUACCGAAUGUAAAUUUGCCCAUCCGCCUGCAAAUGUUGAAGUGCAAAAUGGCAAGGUGACCGCCUGCUAUGAUAGCAUUAAGGUUAGUAGAGAUGCUUUAAAUUAUUUCCUUUAA
Musca vetustissima is the source of this 239-nucleotide messenger RNA. RefSeq names its product protein muscleblind-like. The coding region runs from base 18 to 239 and encodes 73 amino acids. The transcript has a single exon. Gene Ontology annotation, molecular function: metal ion binding. NCBI's taxonomy places the organism in Eukaryota, Metazoa, Arthropoda, Insecta, Diptera, Muscidae. The record is from RefSeq and is a predicted model, not a curated record.